AUGGCAGCAACUGCUGCAGGGCCUGCCGCAGCACCGCCUCUGGCGGGCACCGCCCGCCGACCACGGGUCGCGGUCAUCGGCGCCGGCUUUGCGGGCCUAGCCGCCGCGCUGACGCUGGAGCGCUCCCGCUGCUGCGACGUGGUGGUGCUGGAGGCGAGCGGCCGCACCGGCGGACGUGCCUGCACCCAGCGCCUGUCUCCCGAGCUGGCUCUGGAGCUCGGGGCCACAUGGUUCCACGGCCUGGGCAGCGAUGGGCAGCCCAACCCCGUGUUCCGGCAUGCUGUGCAGCAGGGCCUAAUUGGGAGCGCGCCAGAGGGCGAGAAGUGGUGGAGCUCGCAAUUCCUGCUGCCGGGCUCCAGCCAGCCCCUCAGCAAGGCGCAGCAGAUUGCAGUCACACACGCCAUUGCCGCCUGGGCAGAGGCGGUGGAUGAGCUGCCGCGGGAUGCCGCCGGCACCACCGCCGACCAUCUGAGGGUGGCCUGGCGCCGGCUGCUGGCCUCUGGCCGCGCUCCGGAGGAGCUGGAGGAGCUGGCGCAGCGGGCGUGGCGGUGGCGGGAGCACCUGCAGAGAGCCAUGGACGGAUGUAACAGCACCGCGGAGCAGAGUGCCCAGGGGCUGGCACUGUAUGAGGAGAUGGCCGGCGGCGUUCACGCCCCGCUGCCGGCCGGCAUGCAGGCGGUGGCAGAGGGAUUAGCAGCUCAGCUAGGCGACGUGCGGCUGGGCCAUGCGGUGUCUCGCAUCACGUGGGGCCGUCCUGGGGGCGUCACCAUCGCCUGCCGCAACGGCGCCACUGUGGAGGCAGACGCCGCCAUUGUGACUGUGUCUCUGGGGGUGCUCAAGGCACAGCACGGCACGCUGUUCGACCCGCCGCUGCCGCCGGCCAAGCAGGCGGCCCUGGAGCGCCUGCAGAUCGGCACCGUGGACAAGCUCUUCCUGGAUUUCACCCCGCCAGGCAUGCCUGCUGGCACCAGCAGCACCAGGCAGAGCAGCAGCAGCGGCAGCAGCAGCAGCGGCGGCAGCGAGGGCCCUGUCGUGUCGUAUGCCCUGCUGUGGGCAGGCCCCUGGGAUGCGGCCGCCAGCGGCAAGGAGCACGCGGCGGGCAGUCGCGCGGCGGCGCCGGCGACCAGCGAAGAUGAGGCGCAGCUUCCGGAGUGGGCCAGGGGGGUGUUCAGCCUGCGCUUUGGAGGGCCGGAGGUGAAGCGGUGCCAGCAGGCUGCCGACCAGCAACAACCGGUUGGUGCUCACGGUGUCGGUGACGGCACAGAGCAGCAGCAGCAGCAGCAGCAACAGCAGCACGAGCUGCAGCCGGAGGAGGAGCCGGCAGAGAGCGAGUUUUCGCCCUGCUCAGAGGCGGCACAGCCCACCUGCUACCAGGCCGUCGCCUGGGUUACAGGGGCUGCAGCAGCGGCCAUGGAGGCGGCCUCCGAUGAGCAGGUGCUUGCUGCGCUGCGCCAGCUGGCGACGUUGUUCCCGCAGCUGCAGCUGCCGCCUGGCGCCAGCUGGGAUGCCGUCGAGCUGCACCGGUCACGCUGGGGCUCAGACCCGCUGUUCAGGGGCAGCUACAGCUACCUCGGGGCAGGGUCAACCCCGGCUGACGUGGCAGCCCUGGCGGCGCCCUUGUUUGCGCCAGCAGGCGGCAGCGGCGGCGCUGAGGCCAGCGGCGGCGCUGAGGCCAGCGGCGGCGCGGCCCCUGUGCUGAUGUUUGCGGGGGAGGCCUGCCACGUGAAGCACAUUGGCACGAUGCACGGCGCGUAUCUAACAGGGAGGCACCAGGCGGAGCUGCUGGCGGCGGCGCUGGCUCCAGAGGCUGUGGAGCUUCCACAGCAGCAGCAGCAGCCCCCGAUGUAA
Molecule: messenger RNA, 1848 nt
Organism: Chlorella variabilis
Lineage: Eukaryota; Viridiplantae; Chlorophyta; Trebouxiophyceae; Chlorellales; Chlorellaceae
Exons: 6
Coding region: 1-1848 (615 amino acids)
Molecular function (GO): polyamine oxidase activity
Source: RefSeq, a predicted model, not a curated record